This is a messenger RNA of Nycticebus coucang (slow loris), 771 nucleotides long. Its product is annotated as magnesium transporter protein 1-like. Gene Ontology annotation, cellular component: oligosaccharyltransferase complex. The coding region runs from base 1 to 771 and encodes 256 amino acids. The transcript has a single exon. Lineage: Eukaryota; Metazoa; Chordata; Mammalia; Primates; Lorisidae. The record is from RefSeq and is a predicted model, not a curated record.
AUGUUUACUACUCUCCUGGGGUAUAGAUCGUGUGAAAUAUGCAAACACACUGCUGAAGAAUUUCAGAUCUUGGCAGAUGCCUGGAAACACCCCAGUCCAUUCACCAACAAGGUUUUUUUUGUUAUGUUGGAUUAUGAUAGAAGCCCUGAAAUCUUUUAUAUGUUCCAAGUGACAGAAGUUCCGAAUUUCUUCUACCUUUCUGCUGAAAGGACAUUUACACCAGACGACAUUUAUUAUAUGGAUGGAAGGGGUUUCACAGCCAAGGAAAUAGGUGAAUGGGUAGCAGAGAGAAUGACCAUUAGCAACAGAGAGCCUAUAAAUUACAGUCUCUUCACAUUGGGGAUAUUUUUGAGUCUCAUUGGUGGACUUGUGUGUUUAUUGAAAUGGAACAGGAAUUUUAUUUUUCACAGAAUUUUAUGGGAAUUUUUAACUCUGUGUUUUGUGGUUGUGAUGAUAUCUGGCCAGAUGUGGAUUUACAUAAAAAGAGAACCCUAUGUUCGAAGGAAUUCUCACACUGGGCAUAUCCAUUAUAUCAGUAAACCUAAUUACUCUCAGUUUGUACCAGAAACAUACAUCAUUGCUUUGUUUAACAUGUGCGUUACCCUGGGAGUGCUGCUGUUGGAUAAAGCUGCCAGGUCUAGGAUGGACAUCAUAAUGAGGAAACUGAUGUGUGUAUCUGGUGUGUGUCUAGCUGCAGUAUCCUUCAGCUGGCUGCUUUCUCUCUUUAGAUUUAAAGUACCCGACUAUCCAUACAGGCUUCUCAUAGAUUAA